Molecule: messenger RNA, 3483 nt
Organism: Adineta ricciae
Lineage: Eukaryota; Metazoa; Rotifera; Eurotatoria; Adinetida; Adinetidae
Source: the annotation of a GenBank genome assembly
AUGGCAACUUCCACUCGAUUGAGAAACGAUCAGCAACUUGAAAUUUUUUGCAUUGCUUGGCUAGAUGACAACACUCAAGCCACUGAUAAUCGGGAAACGGAACAACAUUUGCGCUCAAUUAUUAAUCGUCUCAAGCGAUUUAGAAAUGUCGAAGAAUGCGAAAGAUUUAUCAAGGAUCGAUCGACAGAUGAUCGAAUCAUUCUCAUUACUAGUGGUCGAUUAGGUCGAAAAAUUGUCCCAGCAAUUCACUCAAUCCGGCAAAUUAUAUCAGUUUAUAUAUACUGUAUGGACGAGGCAGGUAACAAGGAGUGGUCCAAGAUAUACACAAAAGUCAAAGCUGUCAUGACUCAAUUGGAUAAGCUCGUGCUUCGUAUCAAAGCCGACCAUAAAGUUCAACAAAUUAUCGAACAGCCAUUGUGCAUGGAUGUAUUCACUCCCGGGAAUUCAACUGGUAGCGUCAAUGGUAAAUUCGUUUUCACACAAGUUCUCAUCGAAUGUCUUUUACGACUUAAAUAUAACGAGCAGGACAAAAAGGAACUUAUCAAACGAGUACAAAAAGAAUACGAAGGUAAUGGAUUCGAGCUGGACAAUAUCAGAGAAUUUCAAGAAUCCUAUUCGCCUAGUGACGCUAUAUGGUGGUAUACACGAGAUACAUUCUUUUUCAAGACACUCAAUGGUGUUUUACGUACGGAAAAUCUUCACAUGAUCUUUUUGUUUCGUUCGUAUAUUGCGGAUAUUCAACAUCAACUAAAAAGACAUCAAGUUAGAAAAGCUGUGCGCGUUUAUCGUGGACAAUUGAUAUCGAAAAAUGAACUGAAAAAAUUACAACAGUCCUGUGAGCAAUUUAUCUUUAUAAAUUCAUUCUUUUCGACCAGUGUUAACGACGAAAGCGCUCGGCGAUUUCUCUGUGGCAAUGAUGUUUCGGAGAAUCUUGAACGAGUAUUAUUUGAAAUCCAUGCUGAUUGUCAAACAGCUGCAACAAAACCAUUUGCUAAUAUUCAAUCGCUUAGUGAUUAUCCGGAUGAAGAGGAAGUUCUGUUCAUGAUUGGCUCGAUCUUUCGUUUGAAGAGCGUCCUUCGUAGUAACGAUGAAGACAUGUGGAUAGUUCGAAUGACGCUGUGCAGUGAAAAUGAUAGUAGUUUACAAGAUGUUCUACGAUAUAUGAAGCAACAAUUAGGUGAGGGUGAAACAAGUCUUCGAACUUUAGGAAAAGUCUUAUGGAAAAUGGGAGAUCUAGAUUUAGCUGAAUUCUAUUUGACUCGUCUUCUGAAUAAUCUUCCACCGCAGGAUCCGGUUAUCGGCGAUCUAUAUGAAGAGCUCAGCGAAAUUGCAGGACUGAGAAAAAAUUUUGAUAAGAGUAUUGAAUAUAAAAACAAAGCAUUGGAAUAUCAAAAAGCGAAAAAGUUAUUGCCUAAACCAGACUCCACUGAAGAUCACAAGCCGAAAAAACCUGUAUCGCCGAUACCUCCAUUUAAAAAGUCGCCCACUCCAUCACACAGUAAAGAGGCGCCGCUUAAUGGAAACAAUGUUCCUGCACAAACGUGGCCGGUCUUUUCUGAAUUGGGUCUACAGAUUGUUUUUGCUCAACACACAAGUGUGAUUACGGUCGACCAUGGAGCAACACAUGCAGAAAUUUUGGUUCGAACGCCGGAUAACAUUGAACUAGUCGGUUCGCUCAAAAAUGGCUGCGAUGAGGAAGUCUUCGGUGGAAAUAGAGUUUUCUUUAAUAGACACAGAAGACUGUGGCAAUGUCUUUUCGCACCCAACGACAACGGGACAUUCACGGCUACGAUCUAUGCGAAACGAAAAUUAGAUCUACGCAGCUUUACGAGUGCAUGCAGUUACAUUCUCGAAGCGAGACAAAUUCCUUUGAUACCCUUAUCAUAUCCUACCACAUGGCAGCUGUUUCACGAUCUCGAUCUUGAAAUCGAAAUGCCGUACAAUCAUGCUACCAUUACCUGGCCCAAGAGUGCAUCUUAUGUUGAAAUUCGAAUGCGAGCUCCUGAUCACGUAUACCUCUCAUGUGAUAUUCUAUAUAACAAACGGAAAAUCGAUGGUGGAGCGUUGGCACAGUUCGAUGCCACUAAGCAUAACUGGCAACUGUUGUUUGCGCCCCAGCACACAGGUUUGCAUACGUUAUUUGUCUAUGCGAAACAGGAGAAUGAUAGUGAUCCAACUUUACACUCAGUUGCCCAAUUCAAUCUUGAUGUAACUCAUAUUAGUCAUCCAGUUAAAUUUCCAAUAACAUACAAACAAUUCAAGUCAAAGAGAUGUCGUAUUAUUGAACCUCUUUAUGGACCACUUAAACAGAACUUUCCAGUGUUGAUUCAUUGCAUAGUGCCCGAUGCAGUCGAUGUAGAUGUGAUGAUUGACUCCAACUGGAGUCGAAGUCAAGAUUACCAUGAUCCCAUUUUCAAGAAAAUCGUAACAGUGGGCUCAAAAGAAGUGGAAGUUCUUGGAAAAUACGCUCAACAGAACACUUAUAUUUCAAUCUCAGCGCAAUCAUCAUCGUUUUUCUCAUAUUAUUCGAGUGCAUUGACAAAUAAUAGUGAAAUAUACUCACGCGAAGAAGGUUUUGGAGUAAAAUACUACUAUCAAGCAAUCAGAGUACGUGUCAAUACAACGGGCACCUAUACAUUCAAAAGUUCAGGUAGAAUUGAAGACACAUAUGGAUGUUUGUAUCAAGGAAAUUUUUACCCAAUGCAUCCGGAGUACAAUACGGUUGCGAAAGAUGAUGAUAGUGGUGGAAAUGGUCAAUUUUUAAUAACGGCUGUUCUCCGAUCUGAUCUGGAAUACAUCUUGAUAUUUUCAACAUAUCGUGAUCGAGUGACAGGAACAUUCGAAGUUUUGGCAUCCGGUCCAGAUAAUGUUUUCAAUCCCAUAGGUGUACUACCGAUAGACACAGUAACGACAACCAGUAGUACUACAUCCACUGUCACUACCACUACUUCUACCACCACUAUCACGACAACAACGACCUGGAACAAAAAUAUGACUGGAAUACUAUGCGCUGAUGAUCCACGAGGUUUGGAUUACCGUGGUACGGUAUCAGUGACGGAGAAUGGUCGAACAUGUCAACGAUGGGAUGCACAAAGUCCUCACAGACAUACAGUUUCUGGCGUUCUCUUGCCGUAUGAUGCUUCUCUUCGUGCUGCGGAAAACUACUGUCGAAAUCCUCUGAGUAAAGAUGCCAUGAAAGAUCGACCUUGGUGCUACACAAAUGAUCCAGCAGUUUCUUGGGAAUAUUGUUCUGUACCAAAGUGUUCUGCAUGGUCAUCAUACCCAGAAUGUCGUGUUUGCCCAGGCUCAGAUUACGAAAAUUCAUGCAUAGAUUGCGUGACAAGCAUCGAUUGCUGGCGGGGUUGUCGUUGUUACACUAUCGAUUUCAGUGAAUUAAUACUAACUAGAAUCCAGCUCAUACCAUCGCGUCCUUGCAAAUUAGUCAAUGCAAAAAGCCAGCUCCAAUGCCAGGGCUAUUGCUGA